AUGGGAGAUAUUCAGAAACAUAAGAAUAAAUGUUCAUUUGCAGUGAGAAAGUUAACGGAACAAUCACAAACCAAUUUAGUCAAUGGUUCAUAUGUUCCAUCUUCACUUAAUUUAAAACAACAAGCUGAUAACGUUAUUAAACCAGAUAGUGAUAAACUACCUGUACCAACAAAUGAAACUGAUACACCUAAAAUAUCUAAAAGAAAAAUAUUUUUACGGGAUUUUUGUCCACCAUUUAUUGAAUUAUCACGUGGAAUUCGACCAUGGAUAAAACGAAUGCCAGGUGAUUAUAAAGAUGCAGUAAGAAAAGAAAAUUUAAGUAUUGUUUUUGGCAGUGUUCUAUUUAUCUACUUUGUCAAUCUUUCACCAUCUAUUACAUUUGCUGCAUUAUUAAAUACACAAGUUGAUCCUUCCUACACCGUGACGUUAACUCUUUUAGCAGUUGGAGUGUUUUUGAUUAUUUUCACUAUUUUAUCCGGGCAACCACUUGCAAUUAUUGGUAUCUCUGCUCCUAUGUACAUUGUUGAAUCUUCUUUAGUGUCGGUUUCAAGGAGUACAGGAGUCGAUUUCAAACAAUUAAGAUUUUGGAGUGCUUUUUAUUGCUCUAUAUUUGGUUUCAUAUUUGUUGGUUGUAAUAUGUCUGGGAUAGCCAAACAUAUAAGGAGAUCAGUAGAAGAAGUAUAUAAUUCAUUUAUUGGAUUUUUCUUUUUACUUAAAGCAUUAUUUACAAUGUUUUUAUUGAUUCCUGCUAAACCUAAGGAUGACACUCCAAUGUCUAGAAUGGCAUAUUAUCAAAAAUUAGCAGUAGCUGGAGUUACACUAUUUUUAGCAUUUAUAAUGCUCCAGUUCUGUUUAAUACUUGCUCAGUUAAAACGUGGAAAUUACUUUAGAAGGAAUAUUAGAAAACUUCUAGGUGCUUUAAAUGUCCCGCUUGGUAUGUUACUUAUUACUGGAUUGGAAAGAAUAUUCUUUAGAGGUUAUAAUUUACCUACUGUAAAUAUACCACCAUCAAAUCAAGUUAAUGCAUCGACAUGGGUUAAUCCACCGGACUUUGCACGUUUACAAGAUUAUAGUAAAUCUACACCAACACUUAUUCAUGGAACUUCAAUAGCUAUUGGGGUGGCAUUGGCUAUUAUUAUAUUUACAGAAGCAGCUUUGAAUGGUCUAACAGCAAUGAAAAAUAAAGCUGUGAAACCGAAUAUUUUUGUCAUGGAUUUGGUAUUGUUACAAAUUAUUUUUCCUAUUAUCAGUGGAACAACUGGUUGGCCAUUUAUGUCUGGUACAACAGUUAGAACACUUAGUAAUCUUGUUGCCCUAGUCAAAAUGGAUCAAAGUCCUGCACCUGGUAUGCCUCACAAGAUUGUGGGAACAGUAGAGCAACGAGUUAGCGGUGUAUUUGUGGGAAUCCUUGUUGCGCUUUCAAUAUUUCUUGGAUCUAUAUUAAGCAACAUUCCAUUGGCUGCACUCUAUGGAAUGUUUUUAUACAUGGGCGUAAUGGGAUUGAGAGAUUUAACAUUUGUUUUAAGGAUAUGCUCCUUAAUGAAACGUCGAAAACACUGGGAAGAUUGGGAAUGUGUUCGUGGUCUUCCCAGUAGGCAUAUACUAAUCUUCUCACUUAUUCAAGCUGCAGUUGUCUUAAUUCUAGUUUCAUUGAAUAUAAUUUCUGAUUUUACAGUAGCCAACUAUGUUGGUCUUAUCUUUCCGAUCAUUAUUCUCAUCUAUGGCCUUAUUCGUGAAUUUGCACUGCCUAAAUGGGAAUGGUUGGCGUUAUAUUUACAUCAACUUGAUCGUAAAUAUAAACUACAUCCAAGUGUUAUGCGUAAACAACCAUCAACUGUACGUAAUUUAUCAACAAUACGUAAAGAAAGUGUUGGAAGUUUUGCCUCGGGUGGUUUAACUGUUACAUCACAAUUAAAAACAAAUAAUUUUAUUGAAUAUAUUCACGAUCAUGAAACAGCUUCAUAUAGUGAUAUUAGUGAACAUGAAGAUGGUGUAGUUCGUCGAACUUGGGCAACAUAA
This is a messenger RNA of Schistosoma spindalis, 2019 nucleotides long. The record is from the annotation of a GenBank genome assembly. Lineage: Eukaryota; Metazoa; Platyhelminthes; Trematoda; Strigeidida; Schistosomatidae.